This is a messenger RNA of Etheostoma cragini (Arkansas darter), 7799 nucleotides long. Its product is annotated as membrane-associated guanylate kinase, WW and PDZ domain-containing protein 1-like. Gene Ontology annotation, cellular component: cytoplasm. Gene Ontology annotation, molecular function: protein binding. The record is from RefSeq and is a predicted model, not a curated record. NCBI's taxonomy places the organism in Eukaryota, Metazoa, Chordata, Actinopteri, Perciformes, Percidae. The coding region runs from base 504 to 5660 and encodes 1718 amino acids. The transcript has 22 exons. Gene Ontology annotation, biological process: signal transduction.
ACUGUUCCUCCAUCCACAGUGCAGGACCAAAUAAAAUGAACUUGUCGCGUUACCUGCUUAAAGGCGCCGCGGGCUGCGUGAACAGCCUACCUGCUCUCGGGAUAAGUGAAUGGUUCCUUAUGGAAAGUUUAAAAAAGGGGAAAAACUCGACAAAGCAGGGAUCAGAACUAGCAGAUUAAUGAGGACAAGAGCCUUUGAAUGUAAAACUGGCGAUAAGAGAGCGGAUUAGAUCCCAUAGCAGGGAAUCAGAGCGCGUGUUGUUGUCCAAAGAUGCGGAAACAACAACCGAAGCAACAACAAACUGGAUUUUGAUCCACCGGGACAUUCACACGCGCUGGAAGCAGCAUGUCUUGGCUUAGGAGAAGGGUGAAAAUGUUGCAACUUGGAGUGACACCCAAACACCCUGAAGUUUUCUGCAUGAUGGGACUAUUUAUGUGCUAUGCAUCGGCUUGUUUUAACACCAUUCCGCGUAAUUAACGGGUUAAGUUACGACCUGAGUCAUUAUGUCAAAAGUCAUUCAGAAGAAGAACAACUGGAUCACCAAAGUAAACGACUGCCUGGUUAUCCGGGACGCGUCCGGGGAGCUGAACGUGGACCUGCGCGGCGGAGCUGAGAAUGGAGAGUUUCCGUAUAUUGGGCAAGUUAGGGAGGAUGCUGUGAUUUACCAGGACGGUAAACUCUGCGAAGGGGAGCUGAUCCUGGAGGUCGAAGGACUACCUGUGUCUGGAUUACCCCUCUAUGACAUUUUAACUGUGAUUAAGUGCUGCAAUGGUCCCGUCAGGUUGAAAACUGUGCGCCAAGGUCACAAGCUCAACAAGGACCUGAAGCACUACCUGAGCCUGAGGUUUCAGAAGUCUUCUCCCGACCACGAGCUGCAGAAGACCAUCCGAGCCAAUCUGUAUCGCCAUGCUGUGCCUUGUACGACCCGCCCCCCUCGAGACGGAGAGGUCCCAGGGGUGGAUUACAACUUCCUGUCUGUGGAGGACUUCUUAGAACUUGAGGAUAGUGGCACACUACUGGAAAUAGGAACAUAUGAAGGUAACUAUUAUGGGACCCCCAAGCCGCCAAGGCAGCCCAUCGGUGGUACAGUGAUUCUCAGUGAUGCAGGCUCCCAACAGUCCACCCCAAAGCGCACCAAGUCCUACAAUGACAUGCAAAACGCCCGAGUAGUGCCUGCUGACGAUGACGAUGACGACCAGGCCACGGAAAUGAACAACAGUUUUACAGGAUCUUUAGUGCGUAGCCUCUUCCCCUCUCCUUUGUUGUGCACAGGUAACCCUAACGACCAGGACGAGAGCCGCGGCGGCAUCCUCCGGCCGUACCCCGCACGUGACAAUGCUCUAUCCUGUGGUCUGAACAAUGCGGCCACCUCCACCACAGAAAGCGGGCAGCAGACCCUUGCUGAACCGCAGGUCUCACCGGAAGACCCACAGGGGCCGCUGCCUGAAAACUGGGAGAUGGCCUACACUGAGAGCGGAGAACUUUACUUCAUAGACCACAACACAAAGACCACAUCAUGGCUGGAUCCUCGGUGUAGAGACAAAGGCUCCAGGCCUCUGGAUGAGUGUGAUGACGAUGAAGGCAUACACACGGAAGACCUGGAGACUGAGCUUGAGCUGCCUCCAGGAUGGGAAAGGAUAGAAGACCCAGUGUACGGAGUGUACUAUGUAGAUCAUAUAAACAGGAAGACUCAGUAUGAGAACCCAAUGGUGGAGGCACGGCGUCGAAAAAUCCUGGAGCAGCAGCAGCCGCAGCCUCCAGAAGAGUGGAUAGAGGAGCACUCAUCAGCAGCGGCUCCCUUAGCAAACUAUGCUCCAAACCACCUUGAGACCUACAGGGACCCGCAGGUCCCACCAACUCUACCUCCCAUGCCUGCUGGAGCCAAACGAGGGAAGCCGUUCUUCACAAGAAACCCAGCGGAGCUUAAAGGAACCUUUAUCAACACAAAGCUGAAGAAGAGUCGUCGCGGCUUCGGCUUCACUGUGGUCGGAGGUGACGAGCCAGAUGAGUUUCUACAGAUCAAAAGUCUGGUGCUGGACGGGCCUGCAGCCGUGGAUGGCAAGAUGGAGACAGGUGAUGUGAUAGUCAGUGUGAAUGACACCAUUGUGCUGGGCUACACCCACGCUCAGGUGGUGAAGAUCUUCCAAUCCAUCCCCAUCGGUUCCAUGGUGGACUUGGCCUUAUGCCGUGGCUACCCGCUGCCCUUUGACCCUGAUGACCCAAACACCAGCCUGGUGACCUCAGUGGCGAUCUUAGAUAAGGAGCCUAUAAUCGUCAACGGACAGGAGGCGUUUGACUCGCCUUCCAACCAGGCCGGAGCCGUUAAUGGCAUGAGGGAGCUGCGGCCGCACAGCCCCUCAGCUGAGGUGGCGUCUAACGGCUCACACGGCUACUCCAGCGAUGUGGUCACCCUGGCCUCAUCCAUAGCCACGCAGCCGGAGCUGAUCACCAUCCAUAUGGAGAAGGGCGACAAGGGAUUUGGUUUCACGAUUGCCGACAGCCUGACUGGAGGAGGGCAGAGAGUCAAGCAGAUAGUGGACUAUCCACGCUGCCGUGGCCUGAAGGAGGGGGAUAUUCUGAUGGAGGUCAACAAGAGAAAUGUGCAAAAUAUGAGCCAUAACCAGGUGGUGGACCUGCUGAGCAAAUGUCCCAGAGGCAGUGAGGUCACAAUGCUGGUGCAAAGAGGUAUGUAUUACAUCUUGAUGUCAAAGAAUCACAGUAUUCAUAAAAGGCAAUAUCUCUGUUCAUUGAAAUUCCCUCACAUUUCAAUCUUACUUUGCCUCGCAACCAUGGAAACCAAGUCAUUUCUCCUCACUUCAGCAGCAGUUUUAAGUGAGAGAUAUUCUACUGUAAUGUCUGAAAAAGAUGACCUUGUAUGCUUUUUCUUUCACUUUGUCCUCCCAUCACCACUUUUCUCACUCAUCUCUUUCCCCCUAUCUCCGCCCUUACCACUGACUCACUUAUCUCUCUCACCUUUUUUCCUCUCUUUGCCCUCUACCUCCAUCUUCUGCCUAUAUCCACCCCCAUCCCUUACCCACAUACAGUAUGCCUCUCUCAACUCUCUGUUCCUUUUGUCCACCCAGCACCAGUUAGAGAGAAAAGACAGCCAGAACAGCUCCCAGCACAGUGUGUGCAGCCAUCGCAGCACCCACACUGAUUCUCCCAACCACCCACCCUCUGCCAUGCCCAGUGAGGCUGUGGCUCCCCCUCCUGCUGCCCCCACCCAGCCUCUGCCAGGCCUGCCCCCUCAGGACCCUGCAGAUGGCACCCUCACCCUCCAGAAGAAGCCAGACCCCUUUAAGAUCUGGGCACAGUCCAGAAGCAUGUACGAGAGCCGACUGCCAGAUUGCCAGGAGCAGGACAUUUUCCUUUGGCGAAAGGACACAGGCUUCGGCUUCCGUAUCCUGGGAGGAAAUGAGCCCGGGGAGCCUAUCUACAUUGGGCACAUAGUGAAGUAUGGGGCAGCAGAUGAAGAUGGACGCCUGCGGUCGGGGGAUGAGCUCAUCUGCGUGGACGGCACGGCGGUGGUGGGCAAGUCUCACCAGCUGGUGGUGCAGCUGAUGCAGCAGGCCGCCAAACAGGGCCAUGUCAACCUCACUGUCAGACGCAAGUCCACCGGAUACGGAGUAUCAAAGGGGGAAGGUGAUGUUCCCCCAUCGCCGGCCUCCUCCCACCACAGCAGCACCCAGGCACCCAGUCUGACAGAGGGCAAGCGGACCCCCCAAGGGAGCCAGAACUCUCUCAACACUGUCAGCUCUGGCAGCGGGUCUACCAGCGGCAUAGGCAGCGGCGGUGGAGGUGGCAGCGGGAGUGCAGUGGUGCCUGCCUCCUUGCAGCCUUACGAUGUGGAGAUUCAGCGUGGAGAGAACGAGGGCUUCGGUUUCGUCAUUGUGUCGUCUGUUUCCAGGCCUGACGCCGGCACCACCUUUGCUGGAAAUGCUUGUGUGGCCAUGCCCCACAAAAUAGGACGCAUCAUCGAAGGCAGCCCGGCGGACCGCUGCGGGAAGCUGAAAGUAGGGGACCGAAUAUUGGCUGUUAACGGCUGCUCCAUCACCAACAAGUCACACUCUGACAUCGUAAACCUGAUCAAGGAAGCCGGGAACACAGUCUCGCUCAGGAUCAUUCCAGGUGAUGAAUCUUCCAAUGCUUCUCUGCUGACUAAUGCUGAGAAGAUAGCUACCAUCACCACCACACACACACCUCAACAGACCACAGAGUCCCGGAAUAACUCAAAGUCAAAAGGAGCUCCUCCUCCUCCACCCAUACAAACUCAGACAACACAGGAUGCUGAGUUCUACUCUGUGGACCUCGAGCGGGACAGUAAAGGAUUUGGCUUCAGCCUGAGAGGAGGACGGGAGUACAACAUGGACCUGUAUGUGUUGAGACUAGCAGAGGAUGGGGCAGCCGUCAGAAAUGGCAAGAUGAGGGUGGGAGAUGAGAUCUUGGAGAUUAAUGGUGAAAGCACAAAGAACAUGAAGCAUUCACGUGCCAUUGAACUUAUCAAGAACGGUGGUCGGCGGGCGCGGCUCGUUCUCAAACGGGGAGAUGGAUCUGUACCUGAAUAUGACGGCAGCAGUGACGGGCACCCUCCCACACCCGGGGCACAAAACACUCCGGAAGUGAGAACGCUGCCACAUAACAGCCGAUAUCACACCUCAUUGGAGUCCAGUUAUCCACCAGACCUUCACAAACCAUCACGCCAGGAGGAGGCUGCGUGUGGCCGAGACAGGGAUAGGGCUGGGUCAGAUCAGAUGGACUACCAAGGCCGGCAAUUUAACCCACACCAUCAUCACACCUGGAAUAACAAUCACAGUCAAAGUAACCCCAGACAACAGUCUCCAGAUAACCGUAACAGCAGUAGCAGUGGCAACAAGAAGAGUCGAGGCCGCAAAGUCAAGAAAUCCGACUCGGAGAGCGGCAUUUCUAAACUCCUAAAGACUUUGAGGAAAGACAGCUCGGGGAAGAAGGCUGCAGCUGCCGAGAAACUGAGGGGGCGAGAGCUUUCAAGCAGCAGUUGUACUUUGGACGGGAGGUUUCGUCAGCAGCGCCGCGGCUCCCUCGACCGGUCUCCAGCACUAAAGCGGGCCUCGUCUCCUGAUCGUCGGCGGGCCAAGUCGAUGGACCGCAGGGCAGAGCGAGCGCAUCGGGACCGCACACCUGAGAGGGAGUACGAUGAUGGCGGGUUCCUCGCAGUCACUCCUGAGCGCAAGUUCUCCGAGAGGAGGCUCCUUAAGGACUCGAAGAUGGCAGGGCAAGUCAGGGAGGCCUCAACUCCAGAGCGCACCAACAACAACGGGGAUUCUUUGUCUCUUUCCAGGGGUCGUACAUAUGAUAGAGCCACAAAGAACGGCAACCUCCUGAGAGACUCUUCCUCAGAGAGGAGGGAGGAGGGAUAUCUGAUGAACGGGACACCGGAGCGACGAAACAGAGUGGAGCGGGACUCUUCCCCUGACAGCAACUACAGCCGGGACGAGCUGAACUAUGCAGCAGCACCCAGACUGAAGGACUACUGCGGCGUGAUGAAGAACAACGCUGCACACAACAAUGCUGCCUACAACAACAUAGGCCAUAACAAUAACACAGUAGGCCGCAGCCCAGACCAGCUCCCUGAGCCCAAGAGAAGGCUGUACAAAGAAAGCCCCAAAGAGCUCAGCAUCUAGAGCGGAGAUCCCCCUCGCCACUCUCUCCUCUAUAUGUGCAAACUAUGUACCAUACACUGGAAUUGGACUUCUGAGGAUACUAACUCUUGUGCUUUAUUUGGUCAACCUGUUUAUUUGAUUGAUUUGAUUGACUUAACUACUUGUGAUCCCAUCCAGAGAUUCAUAAAACAGCAGGAGUACAAUCCUUCUAUCAGUUCACACUGGUGGUUUUCUCAUUUUUAUAGUUAUUUUCAACAUAACAGAGGUUGUUGUACUAUAGUAAAGGUAUUGUAUGUGCCUGCAUAUAAAAUCAGUGAUAUUGCUUUUUGUAGGCAUUGCUGAAUCUAGAUAUUUGUUCCUCUCAGAGGUAUAAAACAUGCUUCCAGUUGUGGUAUCUUCUAACUACUAAGCUUGUUUUUAACUUGUUUUUAGCUGUCUGUUCCAUUCCUGAAUUGUUUUACUGAAUAAACUAUAGCACAAGACACUGAUGGUUCACAAGAGCUGUGACUUCAGACAAAAAUCUAAAUUUAAGAUCUGAUGGUAAAAGUAGAUAAUUAUAUAAAUGAUAUAUAACUUAUUUGCAUUUGCUCACUAUUUAUUUUUAAUUGGCACAUAUCUUGAGCAAGCUGCGUUCCUUGAGGACCAAGGUAGAAGUGCACACUGUACCUGGGAAAUCAUGCUGUACCCUUACUUUUGUUGCAUCCUUUAAAUGUGUGGCAGCUCACCCUCUUUGCCUAUACACGUACACACUGACGGAAUGAAGUGAAGAUAACAGACAGCUGAUGAGAUAACUGGCAACGGUGUUAGUUUCUUGUAGUAGGAUUUAAAAAAAAUAUAUAUAGCAUUGUUCCUCAGCGUGUAGUGAUGUAGCAGGGAAGGAACCUGACUCACUUUUAACUGCAGGCAAAACUGUUCUGGUAGAUUCUCUGUUGCAGGAAAAUGAGUUGUCUAAAUUCGUUGCUCAAACUAUUUCAAUUUAGUACUUUAGAUGAGUCUGCAUUAUGCCACAAUACCAGCUUGAAGCUGCCAUAAAAUGUGAUUAUUCAGAUAUGCCAAAAAAAAUAAAUUUAAAAGAAACAAUUGUGUAAAUUAUCCCUGUGCAAGAUGCAUGUGUAAAUUUAAGUGUAAUUUAACCACUUUAUCUGAUAGCUCAGAGCGAGAAUAAUCGAUAAGGAACAUGCACUGUAAUCCCACAGUAGUUGUUAGCCGUGUCCUAAUGUUGAUAACCACAUUCGCGCACCGACCGCCUCCUGGGUCCUGACACAAAGAGCUAAUGUGGUUCCUUGAGUUGGUGACAGGCUAUAUGGAGAGUCCGGGUACAGGAGACGACCAAUCUGCCAUGCUGAGCCAUGCUGUCACACCACUGAAGUCUGACUGCUGCUUUAUAAUCUGUUUUGUGUGUGUUCUCGGUUUUAUGUUUCAUUAAUGAACUAAAAUAUAUUGGACAAACCACAACAAAUGCAUUGUUUGAUCACUGUUGUCGACAUGGUACUGUAUUAACAAAAAAGAAGAAGAAAAAAUAAAUACAUUUAAGAAGUUAACCUGUUGGCCAUCCUCUGUAAAGAUUUUUUUCCAAUGUAACUAUUAGGAACCUGUAAAGGAAUAAACUGUUGCCUUUUUCUUGUACAAAAGAUAAAUUUAUGAAAAACCUCAACAGUGAGGAAUGUGACAAUGUGUUUAUAUCUCUGAAAUGGACCUGAUGAUUUAUGGGAAAUAUGUUGAUUUACUCUGGAUCAGGUGUGUAAAGACAUUUUAAAAUGAAAGACUGUAUUUGGUCGAUCAGAAACUGUUUGAUGGUUUGAAUCUAUCUCGAUGGUUAGCCUGCCUUUGUAUUAUAAAGCACUUGUAUGCAGUCUGUGUUCUUCAAGCAUUAUUUCUUGCAAUGUGCUCCAGACAUAAUGCUGUCCCUGUGUUGAUAAAAGCAGUACAUGUAUAUGGGCCAAUCUUGUUUUAUAAAACUAUGCAUAUAUAAAUACUACAUUGUUCAUAGCUUUAUUUGACCCAUGAAGCUAUACAUAACAUUAGUUGAAGUACAAGUAGAUGUGGACUUAUCCAGCUUCUUUCCUUGAGAUGGAUUACAAUGUAUAUGUAGCUGUCAAAAGAAGUAUGUGAAUGCUAUUUUUAUUAUCAAAUAAAGUUUUCCAUACAAAUUCAAAAGGA